This is a messenger RNA of Clunio marinus, 216 nucleotides long. The record is from the annotation of a GenBank genome assembly. NCBI's taxonomy places the organism in Eukaryota, Metazoa, Arthropoda, Insecta, Diptera, Chironomidae.
AUGGAAAGUUUAUUACUGAAAUUCAUCAUCAGUGGUUUGAAUAGGAAUGAUUUAAGUCUCAAUCUGAAUUUUAUGUUACAUCCCCUAGAAAGGGAUAUAAAAACUUAUACAAAUGCCAUUACUAAGCAAAGAUCGGUCUCGGGAAAACCAAUAAGAUGCCAAAACAGCCCACAAGCCAAAAGGGCGUUCCAUUCAAACUACGAUUUGGAGGAAUAA